CACUGGUGACCAACGGCACUCUGGCCCAGACCAAAGGCACAGGCGCCUCCGGCUCAUUCAAGCUCAACAAGAAGCAAGCCGAACCCAAGAAGGCAGCCAAGAAAACCGCCGCUUUCUUCCUCUGAGAAAUGGCUGAAACUGCUCCAGCUCCCGCUGCCACGCCGGCAAAAGCUCCCAAGAAGAAAGCGGCGUCCAAGCCCAAGAAAACGGGCCCAAAUGUCCGCGACCUCAUCGUCAAGACUGUGACUGCGUCCAAGGAGAGAAACGGCGUGUCUCUCGCAGCCCUGAAGAAGGCUCUCUCCGCCGGUGGAUAUGAUGUGGAGAAGAACAACUCCCGCGUCAAAACCGCAGUCAAGGCAUUGGUGACCAACGGCACUCUAGCCCAGACCAAAGGCACAGGCGCCUCCGGCUCAUUCAAGCUCAAUAAGAAACAAGCUGAGCCCAAGAAAGCAGCCAAGAAAACCGCCACGAAAGCCAAGAAGCCCGCCGCUAAGAAAUCUCCCAAGAAGGCGAAGAAGCCGGCGGCCACAUCUGUGAAGAAGGCAACAAAGAGCCCCAAGAAAGCUAAGAAGCCGGCGGCUGCCAAGAAGGCCACCAAGAGCCCCAAGAAGGCAAAGAAACCAGCAGCUGCAAAGAAAGCAGCCAAGAGCCCCAAGAAGGUGAAAGCAGUCAAGCCCAAAACGGCCAAACCCAAGGCGGCAAAGCCCAAAAAAGCGGCUCCCAAGAAGAAGUAAUCUACUAUUUCUGCUCGAUUCUUCCAUAAACUAAACGGCUCUUUUAAGAG
Danio rerio (zebrafish) is the source of this 784-nucleotide messenger RNA. Lineage: Eukaryota; Metazoa; Chordata; Actinopteri; Cypriniformes; Danionidae. The record is from RefSeq and is a predicted model, not a curated record.